CGUUUCAAUGGAAUAAAAACUGCGCACUUUCUUUAAGGACUGCCUGAUCUGAUCGCAGCGUGGACUAAUCCGUCCUCGGAAAUGGAUAUCAGUGGCGUUUUUGGAUGAUCAGGAAAUCCGUGUCCAUCGCAACCCCUGCUGCCAUGGAGGCAAGGGGGGCUUGCGAUUUUUUUUUAAAGCAGAUUGGAUAUCGGAGGAGGAAACGAGCUGUGCAAUCAUUUAGAAAGGUGAUAUGACUGUGCAGAGAUGCAGGAUCUGUGAUGAGUCUCUCCGUCAUGCCUUGCCCAUGGGCGAUCACAUCCAUAUUUUGUGGACUGGGAUCUAUCUGGGUGCUCAGGACUCCCCGUGUCGACAUUUACAUCUGAACACGAUAUGGAUUCUGAACAGGGUGAAACGUUUGUAGGAGAGGGCUUUUAGUGGGCUGCGUCAUCUGUGGCUGGGUGAGGAGAUGGACUGCUUUUCAUAUUUUCUACUGAAACAGUUUGCACAGAGAGAGAGAGAGAGAGAGAGAGAGAGUCGGCACACUGCACACAGAGGUGAGGGAGUGAGGAACAUGGAUAAGCACUGUAGUGCUGUGUUUGAAGAACCACCAGCACCUGACUGAAGUCAACAUGGACUGUUCAGUCCCACUAAAGGACAACACGGCUGCCACCUCUUGUUGUGGGGCGACACCUGCAAGCAUCAACUUGCCCAGGUGCAGGCAACAUCUGGCCCAACCUGAUGUCAGCACACAUCCAGAAUGUGCUCAGCUCUGGCAGGAAGUGGGAGGAGUCACAAUGGCCUGCUGAAAAAGACGGACUACAUUACCCAUGAUCACCAGGGUUGAGGAGACCACAGAGAGAUGAUUGGUAGCCAAAGCUGAGACUUGACACACCUGUGACUCAAAAACCUGGUGCUACUCUAAAAGCCGCUGGGCUUUGGAUUCUUGGUGCUAGAGAGUCGGACAAUAGCGAUAUUCUCAGUGUUGGAGUGAGGCCCUCUCUGUGCUGCAGUGGAGGGCUUCACAGACACAGCUAGUCUGGCUGGAUGCAUCACGCAGUAGAGCAGUUUGUCGGGCGUGGCACACGGGAUUCCUUCCCUCUGGACGGACUCAACCGGGGACCAUGGGCUCCCGUGGGCGGCCGCGCCUGGCAACCACCUGCCAGGUGUUCGCCUGGAAUGAACCAACACCAGCUCCUUUCCCAUCUACCUCCUGGUCCUAUGGGUGGACCCAAUCAUCCAAGUAAAUUUUUUAGUAAUGGGCCCAUGCGAGGAACUGAGAAGCUUGAGCUCCCACAGCCGAUGUUACCAGGUGUGCAUAGGGAGCAAGCGAGACCUCAUCCUCAUCAUCUUCACCCUCCCCCUCCCCACAGAGCAUGGGAGCAACUGGCUCCGCUGUAUGACUCCCACCUCUCUCCUCAAGGACAUACUGUGAUGCCCACUCACAACGAGCCCUCACUUCGACUUCAUAAUGGAGGCUAUGCAGGUAGUGGGGGACUUCCCCACAACGGCCACCAUCAACCCAGCAGACCAAACCAUCUGCAGAAGUUUGGGGGUCCUCAGGAGCAGCAUGUUCCCCGGGGGCCACCAUUGCUUGGAAAUGACAUGUGGGCUCAGGUGCACCAGAGGGGCUAUCUAGGAAAGAUGCUGGGGGGUCAACUGAAGAGACCGGGUCCUCCAUUGGGAGAGCAGUCGGUGAUACAACACACUCCUCCAUCAUCACAACAACACCUGUCCUCGCACCAAGCUACAGAGGACUGCCCCAGCCCCAGCAAGAGGAAGAGGAAUUCAGAUCAGGUAUCACACAAUGGGCUCCAGUGUUUCCCUGGCCCUGGCCACUCUUUCUUAUCUCCUCAACUGUCAUCUGUCCAUCACAACUCUGCAAAACCGGCCUUCUGGAACCCUCUUCACAAGAGCAGCAACACUCCCUGGCAGCACCAGAACUCGGACCACAAGAACCAGGAGUUCCAGGUUCGAACUGAAACCAACAAACUUGGAAUGAGCAGCUACACUUCCAAAUCCUCUCCCUCCUCUUCGAGCCCUUCAAACCUCUCUCCUCCAUCACACUCAUCUCCUGGAAACUUCAACCAGGGAUGUGCUUCUCAGCUCCAGAAAGACACAUUCCAACCUCAGGCUGUAAACCAGCAGUCCCCUCAUUCUUCAUACCCCAGUCCAAGCUCCAAACUAGGGCUAGUUCCAACCUGUCAGGCUAUGGAGCCUCAUGGUCAUCAUAACCAGAGAGGCCCUUUCAUUGGGGGGAAAGGUGGCAGCCAAGCUACCUCUCAAACAGCAUCGACCCCAAAAAGGGGAGACAGAGGUCAACACCUAAACACCCAUGUGCCACCAGCAAACCAUUCUGCAAAUAGCAACAACAGCAGCAGUGUGCCUUACAGCCUCUUCCAGCCUCACCCAGGGCUGGGGCUCCAGGGUCCUCCUCCCCCUCCACCACCUCCUGCCAGCAGCACCUCAGUACCUCAGCAACAGAAAAGUGCGCCUCAUGAGGCCUGGAGAUAUCAGAGAAGGCCCAGCAGUCAAUCCCUGGAAUUGGGAACCUACAGGGGUCCAGGUCUGCUACCUCAGCACCAGCAGAGCCACAAUCAGGUCAUGGAUAGUCGGGUUCCUAGGCCCCCCCAGCAGCAUGUCAGCCCUCCUCUGCCCCAAACCAACUCCACACGGACACCCGUUAUUACCCCAAAUCUGCCUCUAUCCCAGGCCUCCUGCUCCAUCAGUAGCUAUGGCAACAGCACCAGCUCAAAGGGUAUACCAAUGGGUGUAGUAUCCACGCUGAACACAGCACCACCCGGCCCUGUGAACAAAGGCAGCAGUCAUAGCAGCUGGCAGAGAGGAAAAGAGCCAGUAUCCCAAAUUUCCACCAUCAGCGUCACUAGUCCCCCGCCUCACCUGGACUCACUUCUGCAACCAGGAUGUCAAAGAGGCCAAAUCAUCACUGCCAACCAGCCUCACCAACAGGGUCAGCCUAGACCAAAACAACCAGUUACCAAGUCCCAGCCCAUGAAGGGGAAGACCUCAUUCUAUGCUCAGGCUGAACAGAAGCAACCUCCUGUAUUGUCCUCUUCUUCUCUGUUCUCCUCGGGACACCACAGGGCAGGAGGGGAUAGUGUGAUUACAAGCAGACUUUUAAAUCCUCUUCCUGUCUCUCCUACUAAAUAUCGCCCAGCUUCACCCUCCAGGCUUCAACCCCCCUCAACUGUCAUCAACGCCCCUCAGCCAUCUAAUCCAGUCUUCUUCUCUGGACCUGUUCACCAUCCAGACUCUGCCUCCACACAGGCGUACUCUCAGCCCCGCGUUCGUCCAGCAGCUCCCACCCCCGUCCCGCAGUCCAUUGAAGAGGCCUUAGACAAGCUUGAUGCAGAGCUCGAGGGUCAUAUGCAAGCUGUAGAAAGGGGGAAAAGGGACAGAGAGGAGCAUGAAAGAAAACUGAGAGAAGAAAGAAAAGAAUGGGAGAUGAGACAAAAGCGGGACGAGGAAAGGAAGAGGAAAGAGCUGGAGAAGAAGGAGAAGGAGAUUAAAAAGAGAGAGCUGGAGAGACAGGAAGAGGAGAGGAGAAAGAGAGAGUCGGACAGGCGGGAGCAGGAGAGAAAGAGGAGACAAGAGGAGGAGAUGAGGAGACGAGAAGCUGAGAGGCUGGAGGGGGAGAGGAUAAAGAGAGAAUGGGAGAGGCAGGAAGAGGAGAGGAAAAAGAGAGAAUGGGAGAGGGAACAGGAAAGGAAGAAGAGAAACUGGGAAAAGAAAGAGGAGGAGAGAAAAAAGAGAGAACUGGAGAAGCAGGAGGAAGAAAGGAAACUACAAAGAGAGUUUGAAACAAAAGAGGAGGAAAAGAGGAUGGAACAGGAGAGGGAGCAGGAGCUGUCGAGUACAAAAGGCAAAGAGCAGACAGCUAUUGAAAACCUGGAGCGACUGCUCUCUGGAAACACUUCUCCAGCACCGCUACCUCCUCGCUUGUCUUCAGUUACUGUACCUCCUUCAGGUACAUCACCCCGGAGCUCCCAGGCUUCACCCCCCUACCCCUGGCUUAGCCGUGGUGGCAUGCUCCCGUGUCCACCAGGCCAGCUGAACACCAACACUACUCCUGCGGAGAGGCUGCGGCCCCCCCCUCUCACACCUCAGACUGAGUAUGCCAGAGAGAAGCAGAGACAGAGAGAGAUGUGGAGCAACAACUGUGGAAUGACUUUCAGUCCCUCAUCGACUCACAACAAUACCUCAGGGAUGAACCAGUCCAACAAGCCCAACAAGCCCCCUGCAAUGCAAGUGGCACCCAGCCCAUCCAAAGACACAGCCAGGGAGAGGGACAGCAACCAGCAUGCUCUGCCUCACCUGGCACUCAGAGAGCCCCCCAAACUAUAUCAGGCUUUCCCCAGAGAACAACUCCCACAGCCACCUUUACUAUCCACCAGGGGGCGCCUCAACAAGCAGGUGACAGAGAGGGGGAAUGAUGAAAGCUGUGGCGCUGACAGUGCUCAGUUUGAGGAGGAGCCCUCUGAGAUGUCCACCCUGCUCCCUGAUGGUCUGGCUAACAUCAUGGCCAUGCUGGAUGAAUCCAUCAAGAAGGAAGAGGAGAUGUGUAACAGUCAGAAGACUGGCUCAGUGAGUCUUUUUUCUCCUGGUAUCCCUCCAAUGAAAAGCUACCUGUGUGCCCCGGACCUCAUUCCAGCCACAAAGCAUCAGCCAAACCAGGAAGACUUUGGAUCAAAUUCACACGCUAGCCCUCCUGUGCUCAGCCGCCAAGGCUCUUUAGCGUCUCCCUGUAGUCGCACGUCUUCUCUUAAUGAGGACGAUGAGGAUUACCUGAAACCUUCCCCGAGUCUUCCCAAACCUAAACAGCCGUCGGACAUUGGAAUGGGUGUAGGGAACACCAAUUACCGCCACAGUGACUUGGCUAAACUGUAUGGUCUCCCCGAGCAGACUAAAAGUGAGGCUGAGGAGGAGGAGGAGGAGGAUGAGGAUGAGGAGGAGGAUUCUGAGACCCCAUCUUGUUCUCCACCACCCCAAAGGCCCCACCUUCACCAAACAGGUGUACACAGUAUGUUCAAAUCUCUCGCCACAGUCCUAGAGAGCCAGAAGUAUGCUUACCGUGGUGGGCCGUUUGGAAGACCCCCUCCAUCUGCACUGGUCGGGGUCAAAUAUUCUUCUUCACUGUCGCUGGGCCCUGAUAUAGACCGCCAGCAGCAGGGCAGCUCUCCAACAUCUGAUUCAACCAAUCCACCAUUCAGUCCAAUUGUCCCACUUAAGUUCUCCCCUCUCUCGCAGCUGGAGGACAAGAAACUGAAGAUAGAGGAUGCUGACGUCUGGAGAGAUCAGGAAGAGAUGACAGAGAAAAGUAUUGACUCUUUUCCUGUCAUUACUCCUGUUAGGGUGGUGAAGGAGGAACAACUGUUGACCACCAUCUCCGAGUCUUCUCUUGCAGAGUUGGGAAAGAGCUGUGAAAUCAUACUCGGUCAACAGUCGCUUCCUAACAAGAAGUUGGAAGAGUGUGAAGGCCACAGCCAGGUGGAAGAGAGAGUGAAGGAGCGCAGAGAGAAAGAGAAGAAAAAGCACGGGCACAGUAGCAUCAGGAAGCAUGAGGAAAGGAAAGAAAAGAAGCAUCGAGAGAUGGCCUUCUCCUCUUCUUUAUCAUCAUCAUCUUCUUCUUCUUCAAACUGCUCCAGUUCCAGCCACAGGCGGCAUAAGGACGGCAAGAGCCACAAGGAAAAGAAGGAUCGCAGAAUCCUCGGUGACCUAAACCUCCAGAGCAAGGAGGGCUAUCUUAAGAAUCAGAGUCAUCACGUCAUGGAGAAGAAGAAACGCAAGGACGCUUCUGGUUCCAGCUCCACCAGUGAAGGAGAGCAGGCAGAGUGGAUGUCGAGGAGCUCUGCAGAGAGAUCCUCUGAACACAACAAAGUCUCAGAGUCUGGUUCUUCAUUAGGAUCGACAGACUUCUUGAAACUGAAGGCGCUGUCGGACGGGCCCCCCAAGGAGCUGAAGAUUCGCCUGAUCAAGGUGGAGAGUGGGGACAGGGAGACGUUCAUCACCUCUGAGGUGGAGGAGAAAAGAAUCCCACUGGAGGAAAUCAGCAUCAAGAACUCUGCUAGUGAGAUCAUCAGGUCCUGCAAGGGGGCCAGAGUCAAAGGGAAGUUCAGAGAAUCCUACUUACUCCCUGCCUUCUCUGUGAAACCCAUCAUGACCUCCGAGGAACCCAUUCCCAGAGAGAAACUAAAUCCUCCUACACCCAGCAUCUAUUUGGAGAGUAAGAGGGAUGCCUUCUCUCCUGUGCUGCUGCAGUUCUGUACAGACCCCAAGAAUCCUGUGACUGUCAUCAGAGGACUGGCUGGAUCUCUGCGACUCAACCUGGGGCUGUUUUCUACAAAGUCCCUGGUGGAAGCCAAUGCAGAGCAGGCAGUGGAGGUUAGGACCCAAGUCCAGCAGCCUGCUGAUGAGAACUGGGACCCCAGUGGGACCGGUCAGACAUGGCCCUGUGAGAGCAGCCGCUCCCACACCACAAUCGCCAAGUACGCACAGUACCAGGCCUCCAGCUUCCAAGAGAGUCUGCAGGAAGAGAAAGGCAGUGAAGAUGAGGAGGAGGAGGAGGAGGAGGAGGAGGAUGAUAAAGAGAAGAAGACAUCCAGUAGCUCUGAUAAUUCCAUCAAAGAAAGCUCUAAAGAAAGUAGCAGUGCCGAGCAGAAGCCAGUGGGGAAGAUCAUUAAGUUUGGUACCAACAUAGACCUGUCAGAUCCCAAGAGAUGGAAACCUCAGCUUCAGGAGUUGCAGAAGCUGCCAGCAUUCAUGCGUGUGGCAUCAAGUGGAAACAUGCUGAGCCAUGUGGGACACACAAUCCUCGGCAUGAACACUGUGCAGCUCUACAUGAAGGUUCCAGGGAGCCGGACACCAGGUCACCAAGAAAACAACAACUUCUGCUCUGUAAACAUCAACAUCGGGCCCGGUGACUGUGAGUGGUUCUCUGUUCACGAGAACUACUGGCCUGCCAUUAACGACUUCUGUGAAAAGCACGGAGUAGAUUACCUAACGGGGUCCUGGUGGCCCGUGUUAGAGGACCUCUACAAGGCCAACAUCCCUGUGUAUCGCUUCAUCCAACGGCCCGGAGACUUGGUGUGGAUCAAUGCUGGAACUGUUCACUGGGUCCAGGCUGUUGGUUGGUGCAACAACAUCGCUUGGAAUGUGGGACCCCUCAGUGCUUACCAGUACCAGCUCGCCCUGGAGAGAUUUGAGUGGAAUGAGGUCAAAAAGGUCAAAUCCAUUGUACCCAUGAUCCAUGUGUCCUGGAACGUGGCCCGGACCGUCAAGAUCACAGACGAGGACACCUUCAAGAUGAUUAAACACUGCCUGCUGCAAUCUAUGAAGCACAUCCAGAUCCUGCGUGACCAGUUGGUGGUUGUCGGCAAGAAACCUUCCUAUCAGAGUCGAGUGAAGGAUGAGCCCGCCUACUACUGCAACGAGUGUGAUGUGGAGGUGUUCAAUCUAUUGUUUGUGACGAGUGAGAACAACAGCAGGAAGACGUAUGUGGUUCACUGUGAGGACUGUGCUCGUCAGCGUAACCCCAACAUGAACAACGUGGUGGUGCUGGAGCAGUACCGCAUGGAGGAACUCAUGAACAUAUACGACUCCUUCAGCCUGGCCUCGUCGUCCCGGUGACAGAACUCUCCUCCUGCGUCUCUUUAGCCAUAACCAAAACUCCUGCAAGCCGGGACACAUUUUCACUUUGGUUUUUUGAAUGACCCUUUCAUUAAUAAACACAAUAUUUGCUACUACUACUGCUAUUUCUGGACAGCCAGUUGAAUAUGUUUACUCAUCAGAAACGUUUACAAAAAGAAAUACCAAGCAGCCAAUACCAUACCAGUUUACUCUCAGACGGUGCUUUUAACCAGAAACCAGGGGGCAGUCCGUGCUGCCGUUGAACAAACUUUUGAGGGUAGUUUUGGGUUUAAUGGAGAGAAAAGUACGUUCUCUUUUUGUUGUCUUGAAUCCUGAAAUUUGUACUGUUUGCAAUGUUUGUGGGGUGCUGUCUUUUUGAAAAAAAAUUAAUUUAUUGGUUUUUUUGGGGGUUUUUUCUAAACUAGAUCAGCCUAGAUAUAUACCACAUUGGCCUUGUAUGAAGAAAGAAAAUAAAAAUACUAAUAAUAGAGUUAUGAACAUUUUUCUAAAGCAUUAAGAAUUUAAAAAUGACAAAUGUUUGGAAUGCUUCAAAACAUACGGGUUUUAAUGACUUUGGUUGUGUUCUGGGGGGGGGCGUUCCUUUUGUCUUUUUUGGUUUCUUGGAUGUGUUGUACAUUUUGUGUUUGUAUGAAUUCUACUUUUCAUCAGGAUAUUAAUAUUCAGUUGACACUUAUCAGGUAUUUUGUUUAAUUCCUCCAUCUCUGAAUGAACUUUCAAAAAAAAAGAAAAGAUCUCAUUGUCAUCUGGUGUGUGUGUGAUUAUACCUCGGAUAUGUUUUUGUUCCAAUAUGCAGACGUAGAAUUUUCCUCUUUUGGCAUUGUACAUUUAAUUUAAAAAUGUUUCCUCUAUUUAUUGGAUAUCAAUGUUCUCCCUUUUUGAACGGGGUUGUACAAGCGAUUCUUUUUUCAAAUGACUGAUUGCUCUGUAAGAAAUGUGGGGGUGGUGGGGGCUGCUGUUUCUCUGGUGCUUGCCUCUCACUACUCCUGCCUUUUUCUCCUGAUAUAUAUCAAAUGAUAUCUUUAUCUGGAAUAUAACGCCACCUUUCUUGUAGACAGUAGGCACACUGCUCACGUAGAGAAUGGAAUGCUGUGUUUGUAUGGUCUUUAAGGAAAAAACAACCUUUUCCAAAAUGUUUGAGAAAUGGUCAUUUUUUUAUUCUGUAGGGGGAUUUUAGAUGAAAUUCUAAUGAUUUUUAUGAUAUUAUCUGUUGAAUAUGAUAAUGAGAUAGAUGGUGCUACAUUUUCUCUUUUUUCUGUUUGUCUUCUUAAAAUGAGAAUUCUAUUUUUCCUGUUGCAAUAUUACCCAACCCCUUUCCUUCUCUUUGUGGUCAUUUAUUUAUAACUGCACUGUUUAGAGAAUUCACACACUUGCAUACACACACACCAAACUGAGCCAGACAUGUCUUAAACACUUGUGAAUUUGUGACUAUUAAUAAUAAACACAUUUUGAUAAAUCUAGAAA
Molecule: messenger RNA, 9108 nt
Organism: Labrus mixtus (cuckoo wrasse)
Lineage: Eukaryota; Metazoa; Chordata; Actinopteri; Labriformes; Labridae
Gene: kdm6ba
Product: lysine (K)-specific demethylase 6B, a
Exons: 27
Coding region: 1027-7626 (2199 amino acids)
Biological process (GO): regulation of gene expression; heart development
Cellular component (GO): MLL3/4 complex
Molecular function (GO): RNA polymerase II cis-regulatory region sequence-specific DNA binding; chromatin DNA binding; histone H3K27me2/H3K27me3 demethylase activity
Source: RefSeq, a predicted model, not a curated record